GCAGUGUUUAAAGCGAUCGAUUGAUCUAAAUUGGUCUUUAAAACAUUUGCAUAUGACCAUUGAUUAGAAUUUAUGCAAAUUUGAGACGGAUUUGUUCGUAGUUUUUUCUACAAAUUGGAUUUGAGGUUUGUUUACCAAUUCUCUCCGGCGAGCAUGGAUGUUGUUGGACAGCCUAAUUUUCAGAUCUUUGUAUACAAGGCAGUCCCUGUAAUUAGUUGUAUGAUUUCCUCCGCAAUUACUUUUUUCAUAGUGGCAUCGUCUUUCUUGGACGUGCAAUCAGAUCUGCACACAAACACUGCAUGUGCCGAAUUCUUGGCAGAUCGUACAUUGAACUGGACCAUUUCUCUUGUGUGGCUCUUCUACCCUGCGAUGAAGCAAGGAUUUAAAAUUAUGUAUGUAUUGUCACUGGCGAAGCAAAUUAAAUUUUAGGCUGUUUCUAAUUGCGAGAAUGGCUCUUAGAAAAUUCGCCGUGAAGUGGCGAAAGAACUUACGAAAAGAAAUAUUUGGUAUUGCGACUAGCAAAUUUGUGAAAUGCACUUUACUUGUUUUCAGAAUAAAAAGAACCAGCCAGAAGCAAUUUGAAAUGAUGGUAAGGUUAAUGGAGAAAAAUCCUGACGUAGCCAGUGAAAUAGUACCGUUUGGGUCCACAAAAAAAAAUAGGAUGGAGUUGUGGGAAGGUAUUGCGGCUGAGUUGAAUAAUAUCGGCUUUUCAAUACGUAGUGGCAGCGAUUGGAAUAAGGUUUGGUUGUACUACAAGCUAAAAUUAAAGAAAAAACUGAAUUCGGAGAGAGACUGUAGCCAGAGGUGGAGGGCCUUACACUUAUUGUAGCUUAACGCCUUUAGAGCAGACCGUGCAGAAGUUGCUCAGUUUACAACAGGCAGUGAAUCCAACCGGGGAAACGUUUGGAACCACUGCCGCUGAAAAUUUAGAGAAAACAUGUGUCUUAGGUGUUUCUAGGCAAGUACCUAUAAGCGGAGUGAAGGAGCGCAAAAAGAUGCGUAUGAAGGCUUUAGAAAAGCAAGCGCAAACGCAAGAAUCUCUAUGAGUUAAGCAAAGUAAAACUAGCAUUAUAUAAAAUGAAAGAAUCCGCUCUCAGAAAGAUAAUAUUAAAAAAAAGGAAAAAAUUAAAUACUCAAAAUAAAAAAGGUUUAAGUACUACAGCAUUUAGGAAUGCAACUACACUAAUCACAAUGUAUUCGCUAUUUGUCUUCGGCGACGCUCCACUACUGAACCACUAAAGUUUUCUUCAACUGGUUCCAGUGGUACCACUACAUCAUUUAGAAUCAUUAACGUUAUACUGCUUACAAAUAUUGUAUAGAGCACAGCAUACAUUGUUGCUUUACUAGGAUGAUAUCGAUGUUUACGUUCACCUAGUAUACAACGAAAACGACAUUUUAGCACUCCAAUUGUCAUUUCAACUACGUUCCUUGCCUUUGCAUGUUUUUUAUUAAAAUGCUUGAUUCUGGUAAAGCAUCUCGGAAAGGUUUCCAUAGGUACUCAUGUAAUGGAUAACCUGAAUCACCUAAAUGAUGUUUUAUUUUAGUUUGUAUGUUAAGUAAACCGAAUUGUGAUAUUCUCUCGGGUAUUUUCGUUCCAAAUAUGUUUUAAACGAGCUAUUAUUACACACAAAUGAUUUUUGGAUCGGCCAUAUCUUGCGUCAACGCCUUAUGACCAUAUCAUGACUGCACACCUAAUUAAAUUUACUAAGGUUGUCAGUGGUCGACAUUCAAUCUAUAGAAUAUACAAUUUAUUAACAAUAUUAAUAGUAUUUAAAUUAUAUUGAAGA
Bactrocera oleae (olive fruit fly) is the source of this 1787-nucleotide messenger RNA. NCBI's taxonomy places the organism in Eukaryota, Metazoa, Arthropoda, Insecta, Diptera, Tephritidae. The record is from RefSeq and is a predicted model, not a curated record.